ACGUCCUUGGACGACCUUGAGAGAUGGAUUUUUGGCCGGAGUUUAUGGCGACCAGCUGGGGAAGAGAGUUCGUCGCCGGUGGUUUCGGAGGCGUCGCCGGAAUCAUCUCCGGUUACCCCUUGGACACCCUGAGGAUCCGCCAGCAACAUAGCUCCAAUUCCGGAUCUGCCUUCACCAUUCUCCGCCGUAUGCUCGCCGUUGAGGGUCCCUCCUCCCUCUACAGAGGCAUGGCUGCCCCCUUGGCCUCCGUCACUUUUCAGAAUGCUAUGGUAUUCCAGAUUUACGCCAUUCUAUCUCGCUCCUUUGAUUCCUCUCUUCCUCUGGAAGAACCUCCUUCCUACACAGGUGUUGCUCUUGGAGGGGUCGGCACCGGUGCUAUGCAGAGCCUCUUGCUCACCCCUGUCGAGCUCAUCAAGAUUCGUCUCCAGCUACAACAACACACCACCAGAACCAACUCUGGUGGUGGUCCCGUCAGCUUGGCCAAGACCAUCCUUAGGACCCAAGGUCUUAGGGGGAUUUACAAAGGCCUCACCAUCACUGUCCUCAGAGAUGCUCCCGCUCAUGGCCUCUACUUCUGGACCUACGAGUACGUCAGAGAAAGGCUUCAUCCCGGCUGCAGAAAGACUGGUGAAGAAAACCUCACCACCAUGUUGGUCGCAGGUGGCCUUGCUGGUGUUGCCAGCUGGGUCGCUUGCUAUCCCCUUGAUGUCGUCAAGACCAGACUCCAACAAGGCCACGGGGGUUACGACGGCAUUGCUGAUUGUUUUCGCAAGAGCGUUAAACAGGAAGGCUAUAGGGUUCUCUGGCGUGGCCUCGGGACUGCUGUUGCCAGGGCCUUCGUCGUCAACGGUGCUAUUUUUGCUGCUUAUGAGGUUGCUCUGAGGUGUUUAUUCAGUCAGUUGACACCCGCUUAUGUUGUCACAGGAAAGUGACUAUACUUUCAUGGACCUGUGAAUGUAGUUAAAUAUUAUUAGUUCAGAAAUCACAGCGACAUUCAAAAAUUAUUACAAACCCAAAAGAAAACAGAUGAAAUGAAAUUCUAUAUGCUCUUCUC
Capsella rubella is the source of this 1054-nucleotide messenger RNA. Its product is annotated as mitochondrial arginine transporter BAC2. Gene Ontology annotation, biological process: transmembrane transport. Lineage: Eukaryota; Viridiplantae; Streptophyta; Magnoliopsida; Brassicales; Brassicaceae. The coding region runs from base 24 to 932 and encodes 302 amino acids. The transcript has 2 exons. The record is from RefSeq and is a predicted model, not a curated record. Gene Ontology annotation, molecular function: transmembrane transporter activity.